Cylicostephanus goldi is the source of this 1539-nucleotide messenger RNA. The record is from the annotation of a GenBank genome assembly. Lineage: Eukaryota; Metazoa; Nematoda; Chromadorea; Rhabditida; Strongylidae.
AUGGUUACUUCCAUGCGCAACAUCGGCUGUUGCUUACAGGAACCCCUCUCCAAAACAAGGAUAAAAACAGUACAAUUUCCGGUUAUUAGCCUUACCACGAUCAUUUAUGUGUUUCUUGCAGCUUCCGGAGUUAUGGGCGCUGUUGAACUUCUUACUACCCUCAAUCUUCAGUUCUUGCGGUACAUUCGAGCAGUGGUUCAACGCACCUUUUGCGACUACCGGCGAGAAGGUUUGGUUAUCCUUGUUUUGAAAAUUUACAGCCGACAACUCUUUUCUUCCGAAUUUCGACGUACCUCCUGCGACCAAAUACUGUAUAAACUUCAGGUCGAAUUGAAUCAAGAAGAAACAAUGUUGAUUAUCCGACGUCUUCAUAAGGUGCUUCGUCCAUUCUUGUUGAGAAGGCUAAAGAAAGAGGUAGAAUCGCAGCUUCCAGACAAAACUGAGUACGUCAUCAAAUGUGAUAUGUCAGCACUCCAGAAAGUGUUGUAUAAACAUAUGCAAAAGGGUUUGCUCAUCGACAGCAAACAACAAUCUGGUGGGCGCGCACUGAUGAAUACUGUUGUUCACCUACGAAAACUAUGUAAUCAUCCUUUCCUCUUCCAAUCUGUUGAAGACUCCUGCAGAGCUUUCUGGAAGGUGGAUGAAGUAUCGGGACAGGAUCUAUACCGUGUUGCUGGAAAACUAGAGUUACUGGACCGCAUUUUGCCCAAACUGAAAGCGUCAGGUCAUCGUGUGCUUAUGUUCUGUCAGAUGACAACUAUGAUGACAAUCAUUGAGGACUUCUUCAACUACAGAAAAUGGAAAUAUCUGCGUUUGGAUGGAAGCACUAAGCCAGAUGAGCGCGGUCAGCUUCUUGAACUGUACAAUGCACCCGACAGCGAGUAUUUCCUGUUCAUGUUGUCCACCCGUGCUGGUGGUUUGGGUCUAAACUUGCAAACGGCUGACACCGUCAUUAUUUUCGAUUCUGACUGGAAUCCACAUCAGGAUAUGCAAGCUCAAGAUCGUGCGCAUCGUAUUGGACAAAAGCGAGAAGUCCGAGUGUUGCGGCUCAUAACUGCAAACUCAGUAGAAGAGCGCAUAUUGGCUGCUGCGAAGUAUAAACUCAAUGUUGACGAAAAAGUAAUCCAAGCAGGUAAAUUCGAUCAGCGUUCGACAGGGGCGGAAAGAAGGCAAAUGCUGGAGCAGAUCAUUAGAGCCGAAUCUGAAGAUGACGAGGACGAUGAGGUCCCUGAUGAUGAGACUAUUAACCAAAUGAUCGCUAGAUCCGAAGAAGAGUUCAAUCAGUUCCAAUCUAUGGAUAUUGAUCGCAGAAGGGAAGAGGCUGGGCAGUUGCAUAGGAAACCACGUCUAUUGGAAGAAAACGAAAUUCCAUACGAUAUAUUGAAAGCAUCUGAUGAUUUUGCUGAGAUGGAAAGAGCUCAGAAAGAAGGAAUAAUAAAGGAAGAUUUCUCAGCAACGGGAAGGCGACGCAGAAGAGAGGUGGACUACUCUACAGAUCUCAUGUCUGACGAUCAGUGGUUGAAGCAGAUCGACGAUGCG